UGUAUAAGUCGAACAAUUUUCGAGUCAUGUCACCCCCUCCUGACCUAAUAACUUAUCUCUUUCCCUAGGAAUGUUUUGAUAGUUGCGAUUUGGCGAGACAAAAGAACAGUUCCUUCCUUCGAACGCUCUCGCACGCUGGUAGUGAUGGAGUAUAUCAAAUACCUCAAAGCAAAGGCUGUCGUGGCGACUUCAACCAAAGCCGACAAGCCAGUUUUGUCAGAAGAAGAUGAACAAUUCCUUAAUCGCAUCACGUCACAGGAUAAUCCACCUCCAUUGGAAAUUCGAGAUGCGCAGAUCGCACUGAUGGACGGAGCGCAGAACAUCCCCCUCCCAGAAACUCCUGAUGAAACUGUCACCGAGCCAGUCUUCCCCCCAGAGCCAUCCAGUCCAAAGGAGAAAACAAGCUCGAUUAAGAAAUCGUGGAGCUGGCUGCGGCGAGACAGUCGUGAAGCCCGAACAGAAAAACGAGCGGCCACCGCGGCGGGGCUGGAUGACAUUGCUGCGAGGUUGAGAAAGGCGGAACUCGAAGACACCGAUGAAGAGAAGGAAGCCAAAAGGGAAGAGGAGGAUAUGACAGUCGUUCUUGAACGGCUGAACCUGGCUGCAGUCAACAAUCGAGUUUUCUCCAUUAGCGACGAGACGCAGGAAUUAAUUCAGAAGUUCAACGUUGUUUUCAAGGAUCUCAUCAAUGGGGUGCCGACAGCCUACGAUGAUCUCGAGUCGCUCUUAACCAAUGGCGAUAGACAACUUCAAAACACAUUCAACUCUCUACCCGCUUUCCUUCAGAAGCUGAUUGAAAAGCUGCCCGAGACCAUGACCAAAGGAUUUGCUCCGGAGAUGAUGGCUGCAGCGUCAGAACGGGCACAAAAGAGUGGUGUUAACAUGGAAAAUGCUGGAAAAGCGGCCGCCGUAGCCUCUAAGAUGGGCUUCAAAACGCCAUCGCUGAAGGAAUUGGUUGGCAAACCUGCUGCCAUCACGGGGAUGCUUCGAUCCAUCAUUGGCUAUUUGAGAGCUCGAUUUCCUGCGUUCAUGGGAAUGAAUGUACUGUGGUCACUAGCUCUAUUUGUCUUACUUUUUGUGUUCUGGUACUGCCACAAAUGUGGCAAGGAGGUCAGACUAGAUAAGGAACGGCAACUGACCGAAGACGAGGUGGCAAGACUCGAUGAGGCAUACAAAAAGGAGCAUCCGGGCGAGACAUUUACCACCACAGCAGAAGAGGGUGCGUCAAUCGAAGAAGUCCGGGCUGGCAUCAACGAGGUGGAAGCGGUAAAGACUGCAGCACAACAAGCGGUGUUAUCGACCGAUCAGCCAACAAACACGACGAUCGUGCCUCCACCCACGGUUCCGAAAUAAAAAUUAACGAAGAGUUUCAAGGCCCAUUAUGAAGUCAUGAGAGAUGCCGACGACCUAAGGGUCCUAUGCCUGAAAUUACUACACGACGUACUUGCCUACCGACCUAAUGAUUGCUGAUCAAGCGGUGACAGCAUGCUAAAGAAUUCUCCUUGUUGUCCUUUGUACCUACCGGUCUUUUUUUGCCUUUGUGGCAACUCAUUGCAGAAAAGGUGGUUAGUUCUGGCUUAUUAGUCGGUUUCAGAAUCAAUGAUUAUCAGUGGGAAAGCGAAUAGAUGAUUACAGCAAAUUCGGACCAGGCAACUUCGUUGCAGUGACGUGACACCAGAGGGGCAGGUCCACUCCUGCUAAUGUGUCGUACGAUGCCAGCCUAUCGUGCGCGUCAUGCCUAGAGUAGCCUUCAGACAUUCGACUCGUG
Exophiala mesophila is the source of this 1768-nucleotide messenger RNA. RefSeq lists its product as uncharacterized. The coding region runs from base 145 to 1353 and encodes 402 amino acids. The transcript is spliced from 2 exons. The record is from RefSeq and is a predicted model, not a curated record. Lineage: Eukaryota; Fungi; Ascomycota; Eurotiomycetes; Chaetothyriales; Herpotrichiellaceae.